AUGGGAAAAAAAGAUUAUGAUGAAUCAUCGGGAAGUAUUGAAUGUGAUGGAAAUUCGAAUGCAUCACCAGAUACUUGUUUGAUCAGCAGCCAAAAACCACGUAGACAACGUACCCAUUUUACAAGUCAACAGCUAACAGAGUUGGAAAAUUGGUUUUCACGGAAUCGUUACCCAGAUAUGGCCACGAGAGAAGAAAUUGCAUUGUGGAUCAGCCUUACGGAGCCACGAGUUCGUGUAUGGUUUAAAAACAGACGAGCAAAAUGGCGUAAACGGGAGCGUCAUUUGUUAACUCCUGAUUUCAAGAGCUUUCAACCAACCAGUUGUUUCCCGCAAGCCCUUUUACCAACCCAUCCACAACUUGAUGAUGUUUAUGGCUCUUCAUCUUGGCAAGGUUAUUCUACAAGAAAUCCGAACACCGCCUUUGGUUGGGCUUUAAAAGCGCAGGGACCUCUGCAACAUACUUUCCCUCAAUUGAUGACUCCAACGACAUCCAACAACACGACGACCUUGUCUCGCUUUGCCCCCGCUCAGCCGCCAUUUUACGCAGCCAAUACUACAAACACCACGAAUCUAAUGUCAAAAGAUGAUAAGUUCAAGUUACACUCUCAAGGAUACUGCUCCUCUACCAUGCACAUGCCUACUAGUGGCACCCAUUCCCAACAGGCCAGCAGCUUUUCAGUUCAAUCAUACCAAUACAAUGGUCCGCUGUAA
Molecule: messenger RNA, 711 nt
Organism: Loa loa (African eye worm)
Lineage: Eukaryota; Metazoa; Nematoda; Chromadorea; Rhabditida; Onchocercidae
Exons: 5
Coding region: 1-711 (236 amino acids)
Biological process (GO): regulation of transcription by RNA polymerase II; anatomical structure morphogenesis
Cellular component (GO): nucleus
Molecular function (GO): DNA-binding transcription factor activity, RNA polymerase II-specific; RNA polymerase II cis-regulatory region sequence-specific DNA binding
Source: RefSeq, a predicted model, not a curated record